Messenger RNA from Sinocyclocheilus anshuiensis, 5887 nucleotides. It is a transcript of the gene erc1b, whose product is annotated as ELKS/RAB6-interacting/CAST family member 1b. Gene Ontology annotation, biological process: maintenance of presynaptic active zone structure; neuromuscular synaptic transmission; regulation of synaptic plasticity. Gene Ontology annotation, molecular function: structural constituent of presynaptic active zone. The record is from RefSeq and is a predicted model, not a curated record. NCBI's taxonomy places the organism in Eukaryota, Metazoa, Chordata, Actinopteri, Cypriniformes, Cyprinidae. Bases 422 to 3778 code for a protein of 1118 amino acids. The transcript has 20 exons. Gene Ontology annotation, cellular component: cytoskeleton of presynaptic active zone.
ACGGCGGUCAUGGAGGCCAGUGUCGGGCGCGCGCAUCCCGGUUCGUUACGUCACUUGAAGCGCCCUGGCUCGUAGCUCUGGCAAAGAGAGGAAGAAAACGACAGAAGCACUCUAGAACAAGGCUUUCCCCGCCGUUAUCAGCUCUCAAAGUGAUAACGGCCCGUCUACAACAAUAGAUGUAGGCACAGCCAUCUCACCAAACCGGACUAACCUCUUGUGGAAGAAGGAAUAUAACAUGACCAGAUUAAACGGAUAAAACCAGGCACUCUUCAACACAUGGUGAAAAUGAAACAUCUGCAUCUUUGAAUGCUUAAAAUAAGCCAAAAGUAGAUCACAGACCCUUCAAGAUUUACAAAAAUCAUCUUAUCGGUCCAUACUGUCAUUUUCUCUUCACUCUUGCCCUUCUCCGGUCAAAACCACCAUGUAUGGUAGUGCCCGAUCCGUGGGCAAAGUGGAGGGCAACCACAGCGGCGGGAGCAAUCAGAGUCCCGGCCGCUCGCCCCGUCUCCCUCUCUCGCCCCAUCUGGGCCACCGCCGCACCAACAGCACAGGGGGCAGUGGAGCGGGAGCGGGAGGUCCAGGUGGUAAAACCCUUUCCAUGGAGAACAUCCAGUCUCUCAAUGCUGCCUACGCCACAUCCGGCCCCAUGUACCUGAGCGACAACGAGGUGGUGGCGUCUGGCCCAGACCUGCCGAAGAGCACCAUGACGCUGGGCCGCUCGGGAGGACGGGUGCCUUACGGCGUGCGCACCACAGUCAUGGGAUCCAGCCCAAACAUCUCCACUGGGGCUCCCGGAUCCGUUCCCACUGAUGCCAUUGCUUUUGGAGACCACCAUAUGCCUUCCACCCUGGCGUCCACUGUGCCUCAUUCGUUGCGCCAGGCGCGGGACAACACCAUCAUGGACCUGCAGGCCCAGCUCAAGGAGGUGCUCGGGGAGAACGAGCUCCUGAGGAAGGAGGUGGAUGUGAAGGAGAGCAAACUCAGUUCCUCCAUGAACUCCAUUAAGACCUUCUGGAGCCCUGAGCUGAAAAAGGAGCGCGCCCUGCGCAAGGACGAGGUGUCAAAGAUUGCCGUGUGGAAAGAGCAGUACAGAGUCAUACAGGAUGAGAACCAGCAUCUCCAGAUGACCAUCCAGGCCCUCCAGGAUGAGCUGCGGAUCCAGAGAGAUCUGAACCAGCUGUUCCAGCAAGACCCCAGCGUUCGUCCCGGCGAGCCCCUGACUGCCGAGCUUACCGAGGAUAACUUCCAGCGGCUGCACGGUGAGCAUGAGCGGCAGGCCAAGGAACUGUUCCUCCUGAGGAAGACUCUGGAGGAGAUGGAGCUGCGCAUCGACACGCAGAAACAGACGCUCUGCGCUCGAGACGAAUCCAUCAAGAAGCUCCUGGAGAUGUUGCAGAGCAAAGGGCUGUCGGCCAAGGCCAGCGAGGAGGACCACGAGCGGACACGGAGGCUGGCUGAUGCUGAGAUGCAUAUCCAUCACCUGAAAAGCCUUUUGGAGCAGAGAGAGAAAGAAAUGGUCUUGCUGAGAGAGGAUCUCCACCGACGAUUUGAGGGAGCUCCAGAAUCUGCCAAAACCAAGGCCCUGCAGACUGUCAUCGAGAUGAAGGACUCUAAGAUCAGUUCUCUGGAGCGCAGUCUGAGGGACCUGGAGGACGAGAUACAGAUGCUCAAGUCAAACGGGGCUGUCAGCACAGAGGAGAGAGAGGAGGAGAUGAAACAGAUGGAGGUCUACCGCAGUCACUCCAAGUUCAUGAAGAACAAGAUUGACCAGGUGAAGCAGGAUCUCUCCAGGAAGGACACUGAGCUCUUGGGUCUGCAGACUAAACUGGAGACGCUCACCAAUCAGUUUUCUGACAGCAAACAGCACAUCGAUGUACUCAAAGAGUCUCUCACUGCCAAAGAACAGCGUGCUGCCAUCCUGCAGACUGAGGUCGAUGCUCUGCGUUUACGUCUGGAGGAGAAGGAGGCUAUGCUUAAUAAAAAGAGCAAGCAGAUUCAGGAAGUGUCAGAGGAGAAGGGCACCCUGAACGGAGAAAUUCACGACCUUAAAGACAUGCUUGACGUCAAGGAACGCAAGGUCAACGUGCUUCAGAAGAAGAUUGAGAACCUGCAGGAGCAGCUGAAGGAUAAGGAGAAGCAGAUGACCAGCCUGAAGGAGCGCGUCAAAUCCCUGCAGGCCGACACUUCAAACACGGACACGGCCCUCACCACGCUGGAGGAGGCCCUGUCUGAGAAGGAGCGUAUUAUCGAGCGUCUGAAGGAACAGAGGGAUAGAGACGAGAGAGAGAAGAGCGAAGAACUGGAGAGCAACAAGAAAGAGCUCAAAGAGCUGAAAGAGAAAGUCAGCUUACUGCAGGGAGAGCUGUCCGAUCGCGAGGCCUCUCUAUUGGACCUGAAGGAGCACGCCUCGUCCUUGGCCUCCUCUGGACUGAAGAAGGACUCCAAGCUGAAGAGUCUCGAAAUCGCUCUUGAGCAGAAAAGAGAGGAAUGCACCAAAUUUGAGAGUCAACUCAAGAAGGCUCAAUCUAUCGCAGUUGAGGCUCAGACAAAUGCAGGACUGUCGGAGUGCAUUUCCACACUUGAGCAGGAGGUGGCGCGUUACAAAGAGGAUGCUGGGAAGGCACAGGCCGAGGUGGACCGGCUCCUGGAAAUCCUCCGUGAGAUGGAGAAUGAGAAGAACGACAAGGAUCGCAAGAUCAACGAGCUGGAGAGUCUGCUUUCAAGGCAAAUGAAAGACCAAAGCAAGAAGGUUGCCAACCUGAAGCACAAAGAGCAGGUGGAGAAGAACAAGAACGCUCAGUUGAUGGAAGAAGCUCGUAAGCGAGAGGAUAACAUGAACGAGAGCUCUCAACAGAUCAAGGAUUCUCUGCGGCAGAAGGACGAGCGCAUCGAGGAGCUGGAGGAGGCCUUGCGUGAGAGCGUACAGAUCACGGCCGAGAGAGAAAUGGUGUUGGCACAAGAGGAAUCUGCCCGUGCAAAUGCAGAGAAACAGCGCUCUCAUGACCUAAUGCAUGACUCCGGCCACGCUGGCUUAAAGUGGCUCAAGAUGGAGGAGCUGUUGCCCACCAUGGAAAAGGUGAAGCAAGAGUUGGAGUCCAUGAAAGCCAAGCUGUCGUCUACCCAGCAGUCUCUGGCCGAGAAGGAGGCCCACCUGACCACACUGAGGGCAGAGCGCAGAAAGCACCUGGAGGAGGUGCUGGAAAUGAAGCAGGAGGCGCUAUUGGCAGCCAUCAGCGAGAAGGACGCCAAUAUCGCUCUUCUAGAGCUGUCGUCCUCAAAGAAGAAGAAGACUCAAGAUGAGGUGGCUCUGCUGAAGAGGGAGAAAGACCGACUGGUACAUCAGCUCAAACAGCAGACACAGAACCGUAUGAAGUUAAUAGCUGAUAACUACGAGGAUGACCACCUCAAGGCCUCCAAUUCUGACCAGACCAAUCACAAACCCUCUCCGGAUCAGAUUAUCCCCCCACUCAUAGACCUCAAUCAAAACCGCAGUAAGCUGAAACUGUACAUCAGCCACCUCACGGCCCUGUGCCACGAGAGAGACCCCCACAUCCUGCAGAACCUGGCCCCGCCCUCCGCAUACCACCGCAGCCAACAGGACGCCUGGGAGGAGGAGCUUCAGAAGAUGAGCCCCGAGCAGCUGGAAUCCGAGCUGGAGCAGUGUGAACGAGAGAGUGCCGAAUUACAGGAAUACGCAAACUCCGUCCUGCAACAGAUUGCCGAUCACUGCCCGGACAUCCUGGAGCAAGUGGUCAACGCUCUGGAGGAGUCCUGCUGACCGGACCGGACCGGAUCACGGAGCUCACUCUUCCUGCUUCUCCUUCCCUUUCUUCUGUGUUUCACAGAAUGCCAGCACACAGACACAAACUCUCGUACCCUCACCCACAUGCACAAAUCAAAGAACAGACACAUACGGGAAAGACUGACAGCUCACAAGUCAAGUGCACGCUUGGAUUGGCUUCGGGGUGUGCGUAUGGUGGGCUUUCCUUCUGCCCUCCCCUACCACCACAUUCAUCUCCUCCGCACCUUCAGAAUCCCGUUUACACUCACAUAAACAUGGGGAAGAAGAAACCGAAAGAGGGAAACGGGCGGCAGGGAAGCUUAGUAUUAUAAGACAUGUUCACUCAUUCAGUUAAACCCGUCCUGCGGGAGGUGAAGUUCUCUCUGUGAGGGUCAGGAAAUAGUCUCCUUAUCUUGAUAUACACUAUUGCCACAGCUUUUAAAAGCUGCAGGAUUUUGAAACCGUUUUGAAGCAAUUUAGAUUUUUUCCCCCUCCCUCCUCCUCUCCCUUUUUUCUAGAUGCUUUGUUACUGACGUUAAAUUAUGGGUCAUUCGCGCAGGGCAAAACUCCUGCACUCUCGAACCAUCUGGUUUCACUCAAAACUUGGUUAAUGCUCCAGUUGUGCCAGCAGACAGUCCGCGCGGACUUAAACAUAGCCUACUUUUACUAUCGAAGUCAGUAGCGGGUUUAGAUUACUGCAACCCCCACCAUCUGGGAAUUUACUAUUGACUUGGUUACUGGCCGAUUUCCUCCCCCAGUCUCGUUCAUGAAAGUUACGAAACGGACAAUAUGGGUAAUGUUAUCCCGUAUGCACCUGUCACCAGCUAAAGAAACCACAGCCCUGGUUUGUGUCUGUUAAAGGUGAGAGAAAGAAAAUUAUUUGCCUUGGAAGUUGUAGGUUUAUUGCUGCUAACAUUUGUCUUUGCAUGUGGCAGGUUUGGUUUGCUCGUGUUUUUCUAUAGCUCUCUGAUGAUGCCGAGGGCGGUAAAACAGCGGGUGUAUUGCCGACGCAGAUGUUGUGGACGCAGAAGUGCCUCAUCAUCAGAGAGCAGCUGCCACACAUCACUGGAAUAGGAAAAUAGGUACCUAUCACUCAUUCCAUACUUUGAAAACUAUGUGGUCUCACACUGGGACGAAGACUGGCGGUAGUUUUUCAGUUUGCUCGAUUUUGCUCGACAAGGUUUUUCUUGACGGAUAAGGUCAAAUAAGAGUAGCUGUUUAGAUACCCUCUUGCUUUAUUCCACUCUCUCUUUUUUUUGAACAGUUGGAAGUUGUUUUUUGCGGUUGCUUUCUGAGAUAUCAUCAAGCUUUGAUCCCAAGCAUCUCACAUGUACCAUCAUGCUCCUGUCUUUCUCUUUGCUUGGCUUCAUAUCAUCAUCCUCAGACCCGGGCAUCUCUGUUAGCACAGCCGGCAGGUGUAUCCUCUUUCACUUUAUGGUUAUAUGGGUCUAUAUCCGUUGGCAUUGGGUGUCCCUUUUUGGAGUGAUAAGAUACAACCUCGUUCAACUUGUGAUAAACGUGUUCGGCCGUUGCUUUAAAGUCCAGAGUCGACUUCCCCUGUGGAUGACACUGGGCGUAACGUGCCCUCUGCUCUUCUCUCUCUCUAUAUCUCCUCAUCUCUCCCUCAUUCAUGCCUGUGUGUAGUUUAUGGCUCUGACCUGCUGUGUUGUGUUAGUCAUACUCCUCUCUGCACGAUAAGCCCCACAGACAAGACAAACAGCACAAGAUCACAGCGAAUAUAAUCAUCUCUCUCUCACACGCUCCCGUAUCACCAUACCACCUCUCCUCAUGCCCAUACGCACUGGUUAUGAGGGAACCUGCCACGUGUUGUGGGGCCAAACGUGCGCUUUACCCAGAUUUGAUUGCACUGUGAGUCUCUACUCUAGUAGCUGUAACUAGUACUAGUAUAUUGUUCUCCAGAGAUUCAUGUUUGUUUGUCUCUGUGAAUGAUUUAGACUAAAAGACGGGUUUAUGUAUUUGGGUGAAUUUCAUAAAAACGCAUUCAAGUCACAUUGUACGCCAAAAUCAUAAGAAAUUAUAUAUUGCAUAAAAAGGAAUGAAGCUACAUUAUUUUUGCGAAAACUAAGCACGUUUUCUCUCAAAAUU